GAGUGUUGUUGACAUUUAUUAACAUCAAUGAACAGCAGUUAAUAAUUACCCAUUAACAGCUGAUAAAAAGAAAGCACAGGGAGAGAAGUGCGUUUUCAAAAGCUUGCCCAUCCCUUGCCCUUGAUAAAUGGGUUAGCCGAAGCAUUCAUUAAGAAGUGCUUGCAAAAUCAAUAGUUCUUAAGGAAAUAUGGGUCGUGUUUGUUUACAUUUUGCAGUCGGAGUGCAGUGCAGGCGGAAAAAGUCCUAAAACCCUGUAAAAGAAGAAAGGACAAGAAGAUAUGCAGGCAAGCAUUGUUUUUUGUGGCGUGACCCGCGGUUUUGGGAAGAGCAGAGGCCUGGAAUGAAGAACGUAUUGACUGUGAUUCCCUGUGUGACAUCAUGAAUGACUUAAUCUCCAUGGAAAUGUCGACGUUCACUUCAGGUACAAUGGAGACGACUGAAGCAGUGAUGUUGGGGGCAGAAGAUGAUCUUCGCAACCCCAUAGAGAAAAGUUCUUCUGAUAACAAGACUACUUACAUUCAAAAUGUUUUUGAUGACUUGCAAAAUCCAGAUCUGGGGUACCUAGUUCUGUCACUAUUGGUAGCUAUAACAUGGUCCAUCUACAUAAUUCUCUUCAACUCACGUGUACAGGGUCGCAUCUUAACCGCUAUUCUAAGAAGAUUUUUCAAGACAGGAGAUCUUGUUAUUGGCUCAUUCUCAUUAUCUGUAUUGUCUGGAAAGAUUAUGUUUAGAAAUGUAGUGUACGUGACAGAAGACUACAGCUUCAGAGUUGUUGAUGGAAUACUUAAAUUUCAUUAUUGGCUACCUUAUGUCAAAAGAGAGUUGUCAGAAGAUAUGUCCCAUUGUGAUCACCGAGUUUGGCUUGAGCUAAAUGGGCCUGAACUACACAUCUACAAUCGUUCUCAGCUGUACUCCAAGCUGGAAAAGACCUUUGGGCUUGAGCAGCUGUUGAUGAGUGGAGGAGGGAAGACGGGCAAGACAGAUGAGGAAGAUGAGGUUGAAGUUGCUCAGACCCAGGCAAAGGAUAUGAGUUUUUGGCAGGACUGGCGCGAUCUCAUUCCAGUCAUAAAGAUUGACCUCAAUAUGGCACGGUUUGUUUUUGGCAAUCGUCUUGUGGCAUCAACUCUCAUCCUAACAACAGACAAAGCAGAAUGUUGUUAUUCAACCAAACAAGCAGCUUGUUCUCUUGAUCAUUUUAUGCAUGUUGUGAAAUCAAAGGCAGAAAAUUUCAGAGUAAUUCUUGCUCCCAGUCCCAAAUACACAGGUGUCCUGGAUGAGCCCCCGAGAUAUAUGGGUGAAGGGUUUGUUGUCAUGUCAUCUAGUCUAGUCAAUUUCUAUCACUAUAUGGAUGAGCCAGGAGUUGUACCAGAACAUCCACAGACAAUGCGUUUGCCAAAUGGAGAUGAAGUAACAGCUUCAGCCCCUGUCUGGGGGCUGGAUAUUAAAUGUGCAAAGGGAACCAACUUGAGCUAUGGGCCUUGGGCUGACCGUCAAAGAGAACAGCUCUUCCGCUUCUUCUUUCCACAAGAUUACCAGACAAUGCAGGUAAACAAAGGUCCAGUGCCUGGGGAGGUGCGGCAAGUACAGCAGUUUGACAUUCGCCUGAGUAUCUUAUCAGAGGCUACAAUUGAUAUUCUUUUUUCAAAGGAAAAGGAAACAAAUGCAGUGCACAUGAAUGUUCAGCGUGGAUCCUAUUUUGAGAUGACUCUGCCUUGGACUGUUGGCAAAGAUGGUUAUACCACAAAGAUCAAUGGUCAGCUUUUCCAUGUUGAUGCUUCGACAAGUCUGCAGUAUCGUAGCCUUCUGGAAGCAGAGUCCCUUGAUUACUGCGUUAAUAUUCAAUAUCCAAGAGUAUGGAAUCAUGACCAGACAUGGGACUUGCACUUCAACAGUAGCAAGGCUACAUACCACUUCCUUUAUGCUCAUAAAGAGUUCUUCCAAGAUUUGAUUGAAGAUUGGUCCUCCCGAGCUCCACCUGACCUUCUUCAUUUUGUGCCAUAUACAUGGAACUUCUGCCUAAGGCUUCAUCAGUUUGAGUUGAUAACCUUAGCAAAUGGUUAUAACUGGGUUGACUGCUCCUCUCAGCACCAGGCAAAUGCUCAUGUUGCCUUUUGUGGGGACUUAUUUGAACUGAAGUUUACCCUUCCAUUUGUAGACUUCUUGCCAGAAACAGUUACCCUCAAGUUUCUCAUGCUAGCCGAGACAGUUGAUCUAAGCUUGUAUCUACCUCCAUCAAAUACUUCCCGAAAUAUCAUUGCUUCCUUGGACCGCAAUGCGAAGUUGGUUGAUCCAGAGGGAAGACCACAACAACCCUUCACAAAUGAUAAAUGGAGAAAGUUUUGUAAACUCAGUGCUGGCUGGAUUGACUGUUGGCAUGUGCCUGAACUACAGCUAAAUAUCGGGUACAUAUAUCAUCCAGUCCCCCCACUUGGACCAUCACCUCAGGCCAAUGUGUCUACACCAGAAAAGGAAGAAUUGCUUUUGUCACCCAUCCGAGCACCAAACAGGAAGAAAUCACCAAUGGAAAUCAACAAAAGUAUACCUCGAGAACUGUUUGAUCCAACUUCAAUGAAUCCUGAUAUAUUCAGUGUGGAUCUACAUAUUAGCAAGCCUUCAGAAAUUAAAUUAUACGGCUCAGUUCUUCGUUUAUUCAUAAAUCUUAAGGAAAAUAUAUUUGGAGAAGAUCAGAAAUUUACUGAUAUGAAUCAGACACAUAUUGAUGAAGAGAACCCAAUUGAUCUAAGCCAACAUGAAGAUUCAAAGUCAAACAGUGUCAUAGAGGAGAAAAAAGCUGAAUUUGAUUUCCGCAAAUAUAGGCAGUUUAAAGUGAAAGUUUAUGUGGAUAUACGGAAUGUGCAUGGACAUCUUGUAAAGGACUGCACAGAAGGUGAUCCUCCCUGCCCAACAGUGUCACUUGACCAUCUAGUGUUUGAAAUGAACAAGAAUUAUACUGAGACGCAGCUGCAGGUUGUGGUGUCCCCAUUAAUCCUCACCACAUCAGACACCUUCAGCCAUCGGCCUCCAGCUCACCAGCACCUGCAUACGGGUUUCCUAAUGCUAUCUGGAUUACAGAUGCGUGGUCAUGCUAUGUUCAGCUCAGAGGAACGAUCUUUAGACGAAGAGACACUUGAGUAUGCUUGGUUGGUGGAGCUCACCAUUGGAACACUCAAGGGAAAACUUACAACACCUCAGCUCCAGAACAUCCUUACAGCUUUAGAAGCCUUUUUGCUGACUGUUGAGGACAUGGAGAACAGUCUACGUCAUCCACGACCCUACAUGUUCUGCUAUCAUAAUACCCCACAGCCACAGUGCAUUCAUACCACUGCAGACCACUUUUGUCCUACUACAGAUGCUAUAAAAUACAAGAUGGUACGAGCUUCUGUAGAUGGUAUUAAUUUGAACUUGGUGGAAUCUGGAACCAUUCUAAGUAUAGAGGUUUAUCCUAUAAGAGUAGCAACUUGCAACCUCCAUGGUCAGCAUACAAGGUCUGGAAUUACAGCUCAUAUCCAGAACAUAAGUGCACGAAACUACAUCUGUGGUCAGUCUGGCCUAAAAGAGAAUGGAGGGCGUAUAGAGGUGGCUUCCACGUGUGGGACUUCCACAAGUGGUGCUGGUGGGGGUGGACUUGGCUUGGCUGAUGUGUAUUCUGAUGUUUGGCUUGAGUCCUCUGCUGUUAUGCUGGGGCCAGUGUAUGUUGAUGCAGCAACCAGUAUGGAUGUCUUGCACCAUGACAUGCAGCUUAUCCAACACAAGUUCCUUAAACUGCAUGAUGAAAAGACUAAGCGCCUGUGGUUCCUCUGGGCUCAGGAGACCACCAAGGUAUCUGCGCAGGUAUUUGGCAAGUGUGGCUGUGUUGGAGGCUGUGCCUUCUUUGGAAACAACAGGAAUGGAUUGCUGUUCUUCAAGCCUGGAAAACAAGACUUUUAUAAUGGCUUGAAUAUAGCCCAGUUGAGAGUGAAUGAGAGAACAGAGGACCCUGGUUAUGGCCAAAGCAUCCUUCAGGAAGGUCAGCUAGUAUUUCAGAGUGGAGCAUAUUCUGAUCUUUCUCAGAGCCAGUAUGACUCGCAUGCAACUGCUAGUAAAGAUCACUAUGCUCUCAGCUCUGGCUACAUGAAGAGUGCAUCUCCAGCCACUCCAGCAGAUAUACAUCGUGGAAACAGUGCUCUCCAUCAUAUUUCAGAUAUACAUUGUACAGAUAGACUAAACCCCCGACACCAUUACCAGAGGGAAGUCUCAGUUACUAGCCAUGAUUCAGACCACCAUAUAGUAGAUAUGGAGUCUAGGAGCCCCAAGGGAACUGAUGAAUCCAAGGAUGUGGUACUGGGUGUACCUGGAGCAUCUCCUGGUAGUCUAUCAGACCUGAGACGGUCUGUGGAUAAUGUGAAUAGUGCAAGGCAGUCAAAGAUGCCUUCUAGUCUGUCCCUGCAAACUGAGCUGCCACUGCAUGCAGCCAGUGGUCCCAGGCUGUCAGUGAGUGGAAUGAGAGAGUCAAAUUCAAAGCAGUCAUUGUCUAGUCAGCAGAGUCUUUUGGCUAGUGUGCAAAGGACCAUCUCUAUUGGUAGUGAAACACAGUCAGAAGCUUUCUUUUCAGCCAAUGAAGACCAAAUGACUGUCAUUGGAAAUGGAGAAGGAACAUUAUCAAGAGUAUCAUCACAACUGAGCCUGCAGCCAGUACUGGAAGAUCAGCAUUCACAGAUGAGGACUGAUCUCUCCAGUGAGACAUCAACACCUCCAACUCCACAUCAUGACCCCAGUAAACUUACCAUCAGUUCUGGAAGUUAUCAUAGUACUGAGGAAGGCUACAAAAACCAAUCAUCUUCCUGUAGUAGAAGUAGACAUGAUAGUAGCAGGAGCACAAGCAGCUGUAGCAGCAGUGGUCACAGUCCAUGCCUAGACCACAGCCAAGCAUCCCUCCUGCAUUCGCUUGGCUCUGAAUCUUCGAGAGGAUCUGAAUACCACCAACCGAAGAGAUCCAGGAAGAAGAGGGAGAGGAUUCAGGCAUCACUGGACUGCAGUGGAGAUAGCAGUUCUGAGGUUGGAAGCGUAUCUAGCACAUCCUUCAUAUCUGCAGUUUCAUCACAAGAGGACAUUGCCCUAGUAGAUCUCCACAUGCAACUCAACAAACCAAUUACUGAUUCUCCACUUCUCAUGUCUUCCUAUAUUAACCACAUGACUCAACUUCGAUGUAUGAAUUGGGACACCCCAAUGCCAAGCUUCAAGGCCUGCAAUUGUGGAGCUCCGGAGUGUCACAUUCCAGUUUUUGAGAAAAUAAGCGAAGGCUUCACAGCUAUCAGGAUGGUUGAUAGUGGAAGAUUGGCCCCCCCGAGGUCUCCUCCACCUGCAUCAGGUCGCACACCAUCACACCCUUAUACCUGGGAUACUCCAAUAUUCACAUGGGGCGAUACACAGGAUGAGAUGGGUCAUGAGGAUUCACAGGACGUAGUUGGUGGGGUAUGCGAUGCUAAUACUACACGUACCACUGUGGUGGUGAAGCUGAAGAAGGAUAUAGACAUAACACUUUCUCCAAUGGCUCUAGAAUCUGCCCAACUAUUCAUUGAGGCUCUAACACCAGUGAUGGAGCAGCUGCAUCCCAUGUCAAUUAUCAACCGUGCACAUAUGAAGUCCUUGUCUGCAGUAGCGGGGCAGAAUACCCUCAAAAAGGAACGUUACAUGUACUGGUCUCGGCUUAGGGAUAAAAAAGUAGCAGGAACACCUGAACAAUCGGCAGUCCUAAGCACAACCUAUCAGGAGAGUUGUUUCAAGCAAAUGCAGGGGCAAGUCACAGUGCCAAGGGUGAACAUUACACUACUGCAAGCGUCCGUGGUAGAGGAAGUUAUAUCAUUCUCUGCCCUUGAUAACAUACGGGACUUGACAUGUGUGUCCUUAUUCUCUGUGUGUCUAGAUAAUGUUAGCCUUCAGUUUUAUUCUGGACACCAGUCAAAAAAGUCAGUCCAUAUGUACAUGAGGAAUCCGCAUGAUCCUGUUAUGCAAAAGAAGGGAAAAGGUAAAGCAAGACAUGCAGUUGAUUUACUAGCAGAACCAGUUUACAUUGAGACUUCUGAGAAACAGCAGGAGGAAAAUAUGAUGUCUGUUGAUGUGAACAAGAUGCAUGUCCAGCUGAGGCGCCUCAAGAAUGAAAGUGUUUUGCUAAAGGAUGCUAGCAUAACAGCAGUACCAAACCACAGAUCUAAAGUGUUGUUUACCUUCAAGCGCUGUGCUCGUGUGAACAGUGAGGAUGGAGACAAUGGAGGCUCAGCAGGAACCCCAGUUAUGGAGGAUGACAGAAUGGGUUUCAUUAUGUUUGAGGCAGGCUUGGAGAAUGUUGCAUUAAGAUGUCUAAAGAGGACGAGCAUUCUGCACGCCGAUUGCGACAGAUCUCUCUGCAAUGCAACAUGUGAGAUUACUGGAGUCACAGUAGAUUUAACUGCUGUCAAUUCUUUGAAGUGCAAAAUAUACCUUCAGUACGGUGAAGAUUUGAAACUUUAUACCAAAGACAAACGUGAUAUUACAUCUUUCAUGGUGGAAUUGAGGACUGUUUGGUUCAAUUUUGCUGCCCCCCCUCACACUCCAUUCACUAAGAAAAUUGAUUUCACAAGACUGGACUGGAAUUUGCUUAGCACAGCAUCUCCCUCAAUCAAUGCUUGGAUGAACCCAAGUGACCGACUCACUGUUGCAGUCAUCCAGUUCCUGCAUGCGUCAGAGAUUCGCAGACUGGGGGUCAUGGCCUCCCUCAUGGCAGAAGCUCUUGAUGUGCAAAGUCUGCAUGUACCUGUCAAGAAUAAGUAUGUCAAGCUGAUGCCCCUUAGUCAGACACUUCAAGAAGAUCCUUCAUGUCAGUUAUGCACAGUGUUACGUCGUUAUGUUCUGCAGUCAUCUUCACGCACCAUUGAGAGCAACUUAACACCACAGCAUCUUCCCAAGCUUGCUACUCUGAGACAGGGUGUAGUGGUCCUAAGUCGGCAGUGGAAGAAUGCAUUGUACAUGCCACUGUUGAUGGAACAAACAUUUAGAAACAAGCAGGCACGACCAACAUUUAAUUACAGGCCAAAUGCAGUACCAGAGGGUCGAGCAACACCAAAGUUUGAUCCGACCCUAAUAGCAACUGAAGUAACAGAUGAGAAAACAACACUUCUUGAGGCCGAAGGAGGAUCACUACACUCUCGACAAGCUCAGGAUUCAGAUGGGAGUGGGACCAUUGGAGGUGAAGAUGUCACUGAGGGAGUACUGAGUUCCAGCUCGACCCAGCUCCCUCCCAGACGAUCACUCCCGUCCUACCCACCUCGCUCUUCGAGGGCAUCAGUAAUUCUGCCUGUUUUCAACACCAACUUUGAAUCCCCUGCUAGAUUCCAGUUUCCAAAAAUUGGAGUAGGCAUUGGUGGACACCUGGGAUUUUUGCGUGGAGGCAAUCAGGCUCGUGGUGGAGCAGCAGAUGAUCGUAGUAGGGGCAGCCACACCUCUGGAUCAGAUCAGAUUUCCUCAUCUAGUUGUGAAGGCGUUGGGGGAUCAGGCAUAGGAACACCAAGUCGGCCUCCCACGGUGGGUUGUGAGAAAGAUCAUGAUGAUCUUUACAAUUGGAUGGUGCGGCAGCAGGAAUACACCCAUGCCAAUGAUGGUACUAAACCCACAGUGACUUUUCCUCAUCAAAGUGGCCUUCAUACAGUAAAUGAAGGAGGCAGUGAUCGCCGUGAGCAUCAUCCUAUUAAGGACUCAAACAUAAUGCCUGAGCCUCAGGGUGCCCACUUCCUUGAGGCUCAUGUGAUCUUUGAACCUCUUCUCUCUGCAAUUGGUGUAAUAACACAACAGGUAACAGGAGGAGCCCUCGAGCAGCUGGGAUCAAAUGUUUCCAUCACUGCAAGUGUUGAGACUCUCCGUGUGGACAUCAUUGAAUCUGAAGCUUCCAAACUAAACAAGAAGAAGCGCAAAACUGGCCUUCAUCCAGGUAACACACCUGCAACAUCAGGGGACAACUCAGAGGUUCCUGGUAAAUUCUUCCUAGAUAUUGGCAGUGAAGUCCCAGCUUUCCUAUGUGAACGUGUUGGACUUGAGAUAGAUGUCAGCAAAGUGGCAGAUGAUUCUCGAGAAUGGGUCACUCACCAGCCAACAAUUUUCGUUUCAAGAAGUGCCUUGAAACAACACACCUCAACAAUGGUUCACUUCUCUCUGAAUAUCCAUUAUAUUGCUCAGCAGGUCAAUAUGCCCCUUCUGAGACUACUACACCAAAUAAGUUCAAUGUAUCAGAAUGCCAGAGAAACGCAGUUGGGUUUGCGGGAACAGAGACCAACUCGCACAAAGGACACCAAUUUACCCCCACAUCACAAAGAUGGAUCUUAUUCAGAACUACAUGAGGGAGAAUAUAAGGGAGCAGAAUAUAGCAUCAGCAUCAGUGAGGAGCAGGCUACUGUGUCAUCAUUAGCUGGCAUAAAGGGACCGCGCGGGUCAGUUGUCUCAUCCCUCUCUGCACGCAUAUCACCACAACCUCCAACCUCUCGAGUCAUGAGACCACAGAGUUUUGCGCAGAGGUUCCGAUCCUCCACAAAAAUGAGCAAAGGUUAUACCAAUCUUGGGGCUGAGCGUGGCACAGGCAGCCCACUCUUCAGUAUCAGUGUAAGUGGCUCUGGUCUGGAGGGUGCCACCAUCUGCUCUUCAGAUAAGUCACCUUUGCUUGGACCUGCUGAGGCUCCAACACCCAUCCCAGCAGCCUCUGCAACUCCCAAGUGCUGGAGGAAUAUAUAUUAUCUUCUGGAUCUGUACACCACCACUCCAGAAACAAAGACAGUACAGCAAAGGACAUCAGUAGCAGGAGAUGCAUCAGAUGGGUACAAAGGCAGCCGCAAAUAUGAUAUUCUCAAAGAAAGUAAGCAAGUGGAUGUAGAGGCCGGAAUCACCACCUCAGUCAGUGCUCCACCCCUUGUUGCUGAGAAAACAAAAGAUAUCGGCCUGAUAUCAGGAGAACGGACACCUCUUGUAGUGUUUGGAUUAGCUAAGAUUCAGCGAACCAAGCUGCUUGCUACGCUCAGUGGUCUAAAGCUUGAAGCUGAAAUGAAUGCUGUUCAUUCAUCACUUACUUUCAGAGAAAAGGUAAGAGGAACUCGAACGCAGAUAAGAUCAACCCAGCGCACAACCUCAGAGCUCUCGCACACAGGCCAUAUUGGAAGUACUAUGAUCGUGCUCUUGGAAGGCAUUGCCCCCAAUCAGCAGACUGUUGUGAGAGUAACUAUUGGGAAGAGCCAAGGACUCUACUCUAGCCUUUCUCGCAAAACCAAAGACAAGAAUUCUGCCCUCAUCACCAUUGGCGAAGUUCAUGUUGACAUUCCUCAGCAUCCUGUGAUUCUGCAUGACAUGAUGACUCGCGGAACCAAGCAGCUCUCAAGUACUUUAAUGGAACUGCGUGUUGCUCGUCCCAGUGCGCGGUUAAGCCGAGGAGCCACAGUUGAUGAACCUGAUGUGACAGCUUCCCCACGGCCACCGCAAGAACCUCCAGGCCCUCAGGAACCAUCGCCUCCAGAUUCAUUGCUGCAUCCACUUGUGAUACAGUUCUCUAUUUUACUUCAGAGUCUUAGUAUUCAAGCAGCUUUGCUGCCAUCUCUGCAGGCACAGUAUCGCAUGGAACAAGUCUCUAGUUUAGGAAUAACUGGUGCCAAGGCCAAGUUCACUGUACAUCUCCCCACACACCACCUGUCAUUUUCGACAAGGCUGCAGGGAUUGCCAAGUGAAACUCACCUACCAUCAUCAGCCAGUAUCCAGCUACCACAAGUACAUGUUGAAGCAGAGUUUAUACAGGAUGAUGACAGGCAUAGUGAUCAACAUGCAGCAGCAGAUGGGAUGGUGUUGCGCGAGGGAAGCUACCUCAGUGCUGUGGCAGAGAUUGGUGCUCUGGAGCACAGCCUGACCACAGACCUGCUGAAUCACCUGGUCUUUGUGCAGAAAGUGUUUAUGAAGGAAGUUAAUGAAGUUGUGCAGAAAAUGGCUGGAGGAGACAAACCAGUACCUCUAUGGACUGAGGAGGGACCAAGCCAUGUCACUCAACCUCGACGCUUGCUCUUCACCCUACAGUUGCGACUGAAAGGUAUCAUCAUCACAGCCACAACUCCAACUCAGUCUGCGGUGAGGUUAGAAACAGGAGUCGUCGAACUGCAGCUGAGUAACCGAGUGGAGAACAUCAGCCGUCCAAGCCAUACAUUCUCUGAUCCAUCGCAGCCAAUGAAGAUUUUUGGAAAGGCUCAGGUGGACAUCAAUUUAGCUCUGGGCCAACUCCUAAGGAAUGACAUGUUUGAAGAAGCUGAGCCAGAGUUCCAACAGUUGGCAUUCUUCCGCACCAGAAUUUAUUUAAGGAAUGCUCUUUAUAAUGAGAUGAUGAGCGUAGGGGACGAUGGGGAAGUUGUGCUUAUUACCCUCACACGACCCCUAGUGUGUGUUCAGCCUCUUGCUGUGGACAGGGCUGUCCUUGUUUGGCUGAAUUACAAGAAUGCCUAUGAAUAUUGGAGUGAACAACGAGCUUCUCUUAAUAAGGAAGUGUUAACAGCUACACAGCAGGUCUUUGAGAAAGUUCCUCAGUUUUCCUCCCUCUCGUCAGCGGCACAUAUAAAGAACAAUGUCUAUCUGCAGCUGACAGUAGAUGAUAUUGGUAUAUGCCUUCCACUCAACCCUUGUCGCACUGUAAGCCAUCAGGUUGAUUCAACAGAGACACGAGAUGCUCUCGUGGUGACACUUGAAAGCACCAUCAUAUCUGCCUGUAACUCUGGCUCUCUGGUAUGUAAGGCGCGCUUCAAAGGAUUCUGUAUGCGGUUUGCACCAGAGUUUGAGACAAGCCUUGACGAUUGGAAACCUGAUUUCAAGGAUCCAACAAUCAACUUGUGCACUGUAUCUGAGGGUACAUAUGAAGUGUGCAGCCGUACUGUUGCUGGACACCCAGAAAAAGCAGAGAAUGCUAAGUGGCUUCUGAAUGUCAUGUGGCAGAUGGAAGGAGUUGACCUUCAUCUAGAUGUCAACAUUGGGAAGCAUUUGAGUGCCUUGGCUCGCACGCUAACCAUGUUGACAGGUGCCCCAGACACAGCCAUACCCCAGUCUAGUUAUGAUUCUGAUGAUGAUGAUGACCACACUGACCAUUCUUCUUCACAGCAAGAAUCAGCUUCAGGAAGAAGACAAAUAGCACUUAAUGAAAGCCUCCCAGCUUUCAUAUUUGACCCUAAUCUUGAUGCCAGACAGCGAGCCAAGCUUCUGGAGAUAGAAAUGAAUGAACAGGCAAAGACUGUCAAUGACUUGAAGAUGUUAGGUGCUUCAGCCUCUACCAUCGAGCAAGAAAUGCGACGCCUGCAGGAUCUGGAAGCAGUCGUCUUCCAUGACUUCCGUCGCGAUGUGAUCAAGAAGCUACGGAGACAGAGUGUUAAGGCAACCUCAAUGAAGGACCGCCUUGGCCUGGGCCCCAAGUCUCAUCUCAGGUCCAAGAGCUUCAAGGUGCCCUCACCAACCAUAGAAGUUAAGGAACCUGUGCACAUUGGAAGUCGAGGGAGCAUUGACCAAGCUUCCAUUAGUGUAGACAGUUCACCCUGCCACACUGCUUCCACUAAUGACCCUGCAGCUCAGAAAGUAAAAUUUGUUGAAGGAUCGACUAUUGGGCGGCACUUGUCAUUCACAAGUGGCUCAUCAGACUCUUACCCCACGGAUGAAAUUGACAACUCCGAUGUGUUCCUGUCAACACCAGGGCAUGGCAGAACCCCAACACCUACAAAUGUGUCUGAUACAGAAACAGAAACUAUCACUAUCACUAAUUUCAGCAGCAGUGACAAUGUAGGCAGCAUGGAGAGCAAGAGCUGUGGAGGUCUUAGUGCGUUGGUGACCAUGCUGGACCAGGAAGGAGGACAGACUGCGGGAGAAGCUGGUGAAGGGAGAGGCAUCACCCAUGACGAGGGGGGUGGCACUGGCAGCACUCCGGGAACUGGUACAGCACCCUUGUCUGGUCAUUCAAGCAGUCACAGCUCAGGCCCUAUUACUCCAGGGGGACUAGGAUCAAGUAGUUCAGGCACUGUUAAACCACAGGACCCAAGUAUAGACCUGGAGUUGGAUGUGAGGGUAUGCAUUAGCUCUGGAAUGUGCAAUCUUUAUACACGUUGCAUCUCAAGAGAAGAGGAAAAAAGAAUGAAAAAAGAAAGAAGUUUUUCUGGUGGUAUAUCUGAAGCUCCAGGAAGUCCUGGAUCAGUUCGCAAAAAGAAUGAAGGUCGACCCAAUAUCUCCUCAAACAAACUACGUGCUCCUCCUCCGCCAUCACUUUCAGUAUCAGCUGACACAGUGUUCUACAUUCCUGGACUGGAUGUGAAGGUACAUUAUGAGUCACACAACAUUCAUGAAGAGACACCAGUAGGAAGUGGUGGAGGCCUCAGUGAAGGUGCAGGGUGGUCACCAGCUGGAGUAGCAGGUUGUGGUGGGAGCCAGGGUGGAAGUACAUCAAGGAAGAGUGCUGUUGGGGCAAGUGGCAUGAAGAGAGCUUCUCUCUUUACAUGGCUUACCUUACAGAGUAUACAAAGAGAGACAACAGUGAGCCCAAACAUUUUAGAAUUUUUGGAGCUAGCUCUGGAGCCAUUACCUUUACCUGAACCUCAGCACAAAUCACCUGUUGCAUCUCAAGAACCUGAGCCAGUGUACAAUGUAGAAGUGGAGGCAACUACAGCUGGUGGAGGUGGAGGUGUUCCGUAUGUUUAUGCUUCAUUUCCUGUAGAUGUGGUUGUUUACUUCCACAUGCAGCCAUCAACAAUCAGAUUUUCUUGUCAACCUGUAUCCCGUGUGGAAUGUCUUCUGCAGCUUCCAUCCCUGAACUUAGUGUUUUCUUCAAAGAGAGCUGAGGAUGGCACAAUGACUGGUUUGGAUAGCAAACUGCAAGCAACCAUCGGGGGGCUGAGCGUCACAGGAGUCCUGGAAGACUUUUCCCUUUAUGUCUUCCACCCUUAUGGAGGGAAGCAGCGUGGGGCGACUGGUGCUCCCUAUCUGGCGACGUCUCCCCUGGCUGCUCUCACUGACAGUGAACGAAAGGACUCCCUCAGUGUCAUGGUGGAAUUUGUCAAGUUCCACAUUUCAAGAUCACGCAAGAUAAAUUUCAAGCCAGAGACAAAUACCAAAUUGAAAUCUGCAAAUACUGUUGAUUCUGCCAAGGCCAUUAUCAGAUUUUCUACAAUCAUAGAUAUUGGGGCAGCGCACUUCAAAUAUGACAUGCGGAGGCUGACAGAGAUCCUGGCCUUCCCAAGAGCAUGGUACAGGAGGUCUAUUGUAAGGAGGUUAUUUCUUGGAGAUUUUACUGGAGGUGCAGUCUCAAGUGAGUGGGACGAGACAAGUCCAGCUCCAGCAACGGACUCUCCAGGAAACCACAAUGUUCCCCCAAAGCGCCACUCCUCCAGCUCGGCUGAGGGUACUGAUCUGAACCGUCGAGAUAAUGGUAGCAUAAGCAGUGGCAGUGGAGGAAGCCAACAGACACCUACCACCUCAAGCCAGCCACAUGGUACUGCUGGGGCUGGCAGUCGGGCCAGGGACAAGCUAAGGCUCAAUUUUGAUUCUGAUAUUAACAUUAGAAAAAGCCCAAAAUUGUCGGCAGGAAAGAAAGAAGGAAUAAAUGACAAGGAAAAUGACAUAAGCAACGGGACUGUUCCUGGAGAAGCCACGGAUAGCAAAGCUGAAACCAGAUCAGGAGAGGACACAGAAGCCACAGGGACAACGCAAGGGAUGAACAAGUCUGGCUCCUGGGAGACUCUGGUUCUCUUUGCUGUAAAUUUCACAAGGCUGGGAGUACAGAUGAAUAUGGGGAAUGUCAUGGGAAAUGUCGUAUGGACAACCAAAGACUUCAAGGCAGAUGGAAGACUCUCCAUAGGCAGCACUGGGCACAAGAACAUGUACAUAGGUCUUGGUCUUGGUGGCUCGGCCUUGGAUGCCAAGGGUGGAAUAGUUGGUGGCAUUAUUGAACUCUCAGAAAUCAAUAUGUACUUAAAAAUAAGGGAAGAUCCAGGUAUGGAGCCAGACCACACCAUCGGAGUAAAGCUGUUUGCAUCACAGUCCCGUCUGGAUUAUAUGGGCACCAGUGUGCUGAUGGGGCGAGUGUCAUCCUUUGGGGUCACAUUGCGGGAUGAGUGGAAGCUGAAGCAAUGUGCUGAGGGGGAUGAGGAUACAACUCGAAGAGGGGCAACCAUAUUCAUCCUUGGAGACUUGGAAUGGGAUCAGCUGCAAUUGAUCAUCAGUAAAUCUACCACAGCUGACUUGCUGAAGAUGCAUCAUAAACUGGACGAAUUCUUUUCACAGCAGUUCAAGUCAAGCAAACGUGUCUUUUCGUCUCUCCAACCAACAAGACACAAGUCUUCAGUCAAGCACAGGCAUAAGGAUGGGAACCGCAAAAUGGCUAAUGUUCUUGGAAUGCCAAGUGGUCAGGAUGCACGUCAUCAUAGACACUGGCAGGGAGUCCUACACAGAGUGUCUGGGCUGAGACUGACUACUCUGCCACUGCCUUUGCCAGACUCAGGCACUGUCCUGGGAGGGUCUUUGGAGCUGCAUGGAAAAACCAUAUCCCUUGCUUGCUUCCAUGGGUUAAAUUUCAAGAGCAAAUCAUGGGCUUUGUUCAGCCUUCAGGAACCAUAUAUCAACUUUACCUCCGAAGUUCAAGAAGUGCCUGGAGACCCACCACGUGAUACACACAUUGUACAGAACCUGACAUUCAGUUUAGGAGUCAUGGAGCAGACUCAUGCUCAGCAUGUCUCCAUGGCAACAGUUUGUCGCAUAACUAGGAAUAUGGUGUUCCCUCCUCAAUUCCGCACAAUACAGGAAUGGUUCCACUAUGCAUUCUGUACAUCUGAACUAGACAAUGUGGACCGUUUCCCAUCUCUUGACCGAAGUGAUAGUUUACCAUCCUCUUCAGCUGAGGGAAAACGAGCAUCCACACGACUCCAAGAUCACAACCACUCUUCAGAGACUGUGUUUGCUUUACCAUCAAUGCAGAUUCAUCUCACAACCAAACACUUACAGACAGCUACCACACCAGACUUUAUGGAUGAAAAGCCCAAGGUGGAGUGUUCUCUUGUGACUGAAUUCCAGGACCACAUUUUUGUUGCUGUUGAUGCUGAGAAUUUCUUCUUUUUACAUGAUCUCAUUUCAUCAUAUGUUAAGGACACUAAAGAGAAAAUGGCAAGGAAAACUAAAGUGGGAGCAGAGCCAGAGAGCAAAGACAAUGGGGACAAGAAACCCAAAGUUGUACGAGUCAACGAGCCCACGCAACUCCUGCAGCAGGAUUGGAGGGAAUUUACAUGUGGCACGUGGCAUCUGGAGCCCACUGUCAGACUGCUGUCAUGGGCCACAAAGAAUCUGGAACCCUAUGGAGUAGACUAUAUCCUGCAGAAGCUGGGCUUCAGUCACGCAAGAACCACAAUACCCAAGUGGCUCCAGCGAGGGUGCAUGGAUCCUCUGGACAAAGUCUUGUCAGUUCUCAUGUUCCGCAUGAUAGCUGCUAUAUACGAUCAUGAUAGUGCCAACAAAUGAUAAUUUACAGUGUGAAGAUUGCCAAGAUUCUCUCUCUCUUUUUUUUUUUUUUUUUUUUAUUGUUGCAGACACUAUGAUAAAGCUCAGUGGUUUCUAUAGGUGAAAAAUUAUGAUACUGAAUUCUCUCUUUCUAUUGUUGUAUAAUUACAGUCAGAUUUUUAGAUUAUGUAUUUAUGGAAUACACUAAUGUAGAUUAUUAGUAGAUGAAGAUUGAUAACAGUGGAAGUAACUUAAAGAAAAAACAUUAUUGGGAGUACCUUUGAAAUUUUAUAAAGUAUAAAGGUAAUGUAAAGGCAUAGGUGUGUAGCACACUGGAAUAAAGUUGUGAACACAGGCAUGUUAGUGCAAUGAACAACUGAAUUAAUUGCUAAUUGGUGUUAGACCAGAUGUAGACUUGAGCCAUUAUUUUGAUGUAAACAUUUUAAAUAUAUAUAUGGUUAUAUAUGUGUGUCUGUGCGGGUGUGUGUGAGUGUGUGUGAGCAUGUGUGAGCGUGUGUGAAUGUGUGUGAGCUUGUGUGAGUGUGUGUAUGUGCAUGU
Molecule: messenger RNA, 16041 nt
Organism: Penaeus monodon (black tiger shrimp)
Lineage: Eukaryota; Metazoa; Arthropoda; Malacostraca; Decapoda; Penaeidae
Product: transmembrane protein KIAA1109 homolog
Exons: 84
Coding region: 379-15504 (5041 amino acids)
Biological process (GO): synaptic vesicle endocytosis
Source: RefSeq, a predicted model, not a curated record